AUGUAUGACACAACUUUUGGAACAAUUGAAAUAGAUGAUAAAGAUAUUAAAACACUUCCACUCCAUAAAUUAAGAGAAAGUAUUGGAAUGGUCGGACAGGAGCCCGUGUUGUUUAGUGAAUCGAUAUUGGACAACAUUAAACGAGGAAGUUCUGACGAAGUCUCUAUGGAAAAGGUCAUUGAAAUAAGCAAAAUGGCUAAUGCACACGACUUUAUUAGCGCACUUCCUGAAGGAUAUAAUACACUUGUUGGUGAUAGAGGAAGUCAGAUGUCUGGUGGACAGAAACAGCGAAUAGCAAUUGCAAGAGCUCUAAUUCGAAAUCCAAAGAUUUUGUUGUUGGAUGAGGCUACAAGUGCACUCGACAGUGUAUCGGAAAAAGUUGUGCAAAGUGCAUUAGAAAAUGCAAGUAAAGGAAGAACAACAGUUGUAAUUGCACAUAGACUUUCAACAAUUCAAAAUGCAGAUGAAAUAUGUGUUGUUAUUCGUGGUAAAAUAGCCGAGAGAGGAACACACGAAGAACUUAUGAGAAUGAAAGGAUUUUAUCAUGUUUUAGCCACUCAGCAAUGCGAAAAUAGUAAUUGA
Entamoeba invadens IP1 is the source of this 582-nucleotide messenger RNA. Its product is annotated as multidrug resistance protein, putative. Bases 1 to 582 code for a protein of 193 amino acids. The record is from RefSeq and is a predicted model, not a curated record. The transcript has a single exon. Gene Ontology annotation, molecular function: ATPase-coupled transmembrane transporter activity; ATP hydrolysis activity; ATP binding. Lineage: Eukaryota; Evosea; Mastigamoebida; Endamoebidae.